UACCAAAAAGCAGACUUCCCUCUAAUACUGGACGUAAACAUAAGGAGGAACAAGGCCCAAAUCUUCGUAUCAAACAAGCAGGCCAUUUCAGUGUUUGAGCCAUCCAUGAUUGGAAAGUUCCACUCAUUCCUCCCAUGGAAUGCAUCGGAUCGGCUGAUCCUCUCUAAGUUCCCAAACAAGGAAUGGCUUGAUCAAUGGCCGUUAACGAGGAUAUGGCUCAGUCAAUAUUUUUUGCAUAUGAGCUUCUCGCGCUCGACUACUCUGUAAAUUAAGUUUCACUUGAGGGGAAAAGUGAACAAGCAAAGGGGCCAAAAGGGCCAAGAGGUAAGCUAUAAACCUUCGCUCCUUCCCUUCCAGAAUUGCCUUGGCAAUGAAGUGAUUUCUCGGACUAUUUGCUCCUUCAACCUUAUAACCAGAUGAAAUUGGUUGACUCCUCCCUGACAAUAAAAAUCCUUGGACUCGCCCCCAAAGAAGGUAGCAAGUGAUAAGCGGCUCUCCAGAGGUGUCAUCCGGUUGUCAUGAAAUUCUCACAUGACGGCUUUUCCCUCAAAUGACAAUCGUCACACCCAGUUCAACUUUCCAUCUUGGUCAUGCCACUGCCUAAGUCCGUGAUCAUUUUGGGUGCCAUUGGAUUGGCCUUGAUUUUGGGUGCCAUCGUGUCCACCAUCGCAACGUUUAUCGUGCUCAGGGGUCAGAUCGGUGAGAAUUGGUCUUUCUUGAACGCAAGCCUGCUAGUGGUGCGAAAACGAAUCCUGGACCUGGAAGAGGAAAAUGAUUACUUAUUCGAAGAGCAUGGAGAUAUCAACGGAGCCCACGUUCCAAUCACUUUAGCCAGAACCACGGUUGACUCUUUGAACCAGGCAAGUGAGGAUGUGCAACCAGAGUUGUGCCAGACGCGUCCAGUUUUUGGUUCCUGCGGUUCCAAGAUCGAGCGAUGGUUUUACGAUAUGGAGAUCGGGGACUGCCGCUCGUUUCCUUGGAGUGGAUGUGGAGGCAACGAAAAUAAUUUUCUCACACUCAGGCAAUGUCAGGCAGCCUGCCGGUCGCCCAACAACUAUGUCACGAAACACGGAGUUCCGGAAAGUUUGGCACCAGUGCGAGAAUUUGGGCUUUCCACCGACCAUGAUCUGACCCCCGACACCCAAAACCAUGAGAUCGUUUUCAACAAAACUGCUUGUGAUCUAAUGGCUGAGGCAGGGCCUUGUCCACAACGCCUUCCUCGGUUUUAUCAUCACGCCGGAUAUUGUUUCCAAUUCUUGUAUGGCGGAUGUGGCGGGAAUCAAAACAACUUCUUCUCCGAACUCGAGUGCAAAAUGAAAUGCGUCUUUUCUCGCCCCGAAUCUGUUGGAAACCCAGCUUUGCGGAUCGAGGCAGAGAUCCUUAAUCCAACUAACAUCUGUCUAUUGCCCUUGAAUGAGGGCUCUUGUGGUGAAAAUGUGACCCGAUUUCGCUUCAAUUCAUCACUAAACGACUGUGAGCCCUUUCCGUUCGGAGGAUGUGAGGGCAAUGAAAACAAUUUUGCCAAGCUUUCCAAAUGUAGAAAAAUUUGCAAUCCGUAGUUUUUGAGCAAUAUAUUUGAGGUGCCUAUUCAAAUCUCAAAAGUACGAAACCAAGAAAUCAUAAAAACUAUACUGGCAUGGUUUCCAAAA
This is a messenger RNA of Tigriopus californicus, 1649 nucleotides long. Its product is annotated as actinia tenebrosa protease inhibitors-like. The transcript is spliced from 3 exons. The record is from RefSeq and is a predicted model, not a curated record. NCBI's taxonomy places the organism in Eukaryota, Metazoa, Arthropoda, Copepoda, Harpacticoida, Harpacticidae. Gene Ontology annotation, molecular function: serine-type endopeptidase inhibitor activity. The coding region runs from base 591 to 1559 and encodes 322 amino acids.